GGGAGCGCUGUUGCUUGCGGAAGGAAAAAUGAAGGACAAUGCGACAUUCCACCUUUGGAGGAGGGAGUGUUCUACAAGCAAGUUUCUGCAGGACAAGUUCAUUCAGUGUUUCUGCAAAGUGACGGGAGUGCUGUUGCUCGUGGCGGGAACUUUGCUGGACAAUGCAACACUCCCGUUUUUCCAACAGGUUGCUAUGUUGUUGACUUGGCUAAAGACUACAUUCUCCAAGUGUUUGUUGCCUUUAAAGACGAUGCAGCUAAGCUGACAUGCUGUGAUUUGGCUGGGCAUGAGGUAUUGCAAUUGAGGGCAAGUGAGUCUGACCUGGCCUGGGAUACACACAAACGCAUUGCGAGGGACUUGCAGGUAAACCUUCAAAAUCUUCGUUUGGUCUUGCCUGAUGGACAGUUGUUGGCCGCGAUCUGCAGGGCAAGUCCGUUGGCAACCAUUGCGGAUUUGGCUUGACCACAAGCCUCAGGGACCCGGGAAAAAGCGCUCUACAUUGGGUUUGCUUUGGUCUCAACAGCCACUUCAACUUGACGCUGCCCCGUAACUUAGCCUAGUAGAGCCCCCCCGGGGUUUGAAAUAGACCCGCUUAUAGCGCGUGGUAAGGAUCGCUUGUUGCAAUGAUCGACUGUUUGGAUGAUCAACCCCUCAACUCUGUGCAGAAAACUGGUCGAACCGGGAGUCUGAGAGGCUUUCAAAACAUUGCCUGUUUUCGGACCAAGAAGAGAACCCAGUUGGACAUUCUCAGCCACUCACAACAUAAGAAAGUGCAAAGUUCAACACAUAUUCCAGAUAAUUGCACUGCCACUCGAAUUGAUCUCGGGCGAACCAAGCCAACAAAUAGCACUCAAGUUGUUCUCCCGUUUGUGACAAUGUCAGCAGGAGUUUCUCAUUCAGUGCUUCUGCAAAGUGAUGGGAGUGCUGUUGCUUGCGGA
Molecule: messenger RNA, 938 nt
Organism: Durusdinium trenchii
Lineage: Eukaryota; Dinophyceae; Suessiales; Symbiodiniaceae
Source: the annotation of a GenBank genome assembly